Molecule: messenger RNA, 3873 nt
Organism: Linnemannia hyalina
Lineage: Eukaryota; Fungi; Mortierellomycota; Mortierellomycetes; Mortierellales; Mortierellaceae
Source: the annotation of a GenBank genome assembly
AUGUCUGGAAACGGCCAACAGCACCGAGGAGGCCUCCAUCCAACAAACGGCUCUCCCCAGGUGACAGAUCCCCUGAGCUUCGCCUCCAGAUUCUUUCAACAGAUUGGCGACACGGACCUGUCCCCGGACGACGACGACUCUAAAAGCGAGGACGAUGACGAUGACUCAGACGAAAGCGACCAGGACGAUGACAGCAGCCAGACAUCUGACCGCCAACCUCGUCGCAGCAGCAAUGGUCGUCAAGGCCCUACAUUGCCAACGUUCUCUCCGAGGCAUCCUCAAGGCCUUGGCCAGAAGGAAUUAAGCACAACGCAACAAAAUCAGCACAACAGAGCCACCGUUGCCGUUACCACCAACGCCACCAACGCCACCACUACUACCAAGCACCCAAAGGAUCACGACGAGACGCAGCAGCAACGGCAGGAGGGUCAUGAUGCCAAGCGGACAAAACUCGAGGCUGUCGCUAAUCUCAUCAACUCUGGAAUCUUGGGACGGAGGGAUCUGCCUGCCACCACCAGCACGACUGCCCCUGCAAAGGAGAGCAAACCCUUCCUGAACCAGAGCGACCUAACCCAGUUCAACUUUAGCAAAGCAGGAGACGAUACCAAUGCAGUACAUAUCCAAAGUACCCUCCAAUACCUUCAGCAACAGCAACGACAUAAACAGCAGCUGCAACAGCAGCAGCAGUCAACAGCCAUUUCUCGACUUACACCCCAGCAACUUAUUCAACUACAUCAGCAGCAACAGCAGCAACAGCAGUUGAGGCUACAGAAUACCCCUGUCAUCAAAACGGAAAUUGGCCCCAAGCAGCCCUACUCUGUCUGUUCCUCCAUUGCCUCUUCAACACCCUCACCAACAGCGUCCAAAGAAAAUGUCGGAGGCGCCGUGAUUGACCUCACGGAAGAGGAGGCUACGAUGAUUUCGGAUGACGACGAUGUCGUCAUUGACGAGUCGAAAACAACGGCUAUUGCCAACAGGAACCUCUGCUUCGGUAUGAUCCAGUCACUGGUAGUCACACUGUACCCUCGGCAUUUGGAGUAUAUCGAAGGAAAGUCUGACAGGGUGAUCAUCAAACGAGCAACGACAGCCAACAAGGCUAGUUUGGCGGUCGAGCAUGAAGGCGGACUGUAUGGCUACAUUGUCUCGGAGCUGGCAGAGACGCUUGUCCCCUUGGUUGAUGCGAACAUGAUUUGGUGGGAGGCGAGCGUACCUAGACAGAGGAAACAUAACAACGUGAGCGCACCGAUCAACAUUGUUCUCUAUGGCAAGCCCAGGUUCCAGAUGACAGUAGCAAAGGCGCUCUACGGCAAGGUCAAGCUGGACGAUCCCUUUGCGUACGAUCACAGGACCUCCUACUCCAACCCACUCGCACCAGUUCCAGGAGAGCAGCUAUCCCUCUACGACAAGUUCCGAGGAGUCAGUGCACCUUCAUCUUAUUACAACGCCGGAGCUGGAUUGGGAUACACAGGUUACACGAGCUAUGCAGGCUACAGUGGAUCUAGCGUUCGCUCUGCCGAGGAGAUCAAGAACCAAAUCGACGGAGUCUUCAAGGGCCUUCGGAGUGCAACUGAUCUUCCAGAGGUGGAACCUGCAUCGACGAUGGCGACAAAAAUGUAUCGCCACCAGAAGCAGGCUCUCUACUUUUUGCUGGAGCGCGAGAAGCAGGAAGACUACUCCGACAACGAGAAGAACAAGCUGACAUCCUUGUGGCGUGUCCGACAGCAACUUCAUCGUCAUCCAACAUAUCUGAAUGUUGUCACCAGUCAGGAGACGACUCUCAAACCCACCAGCAUGCUCGGAGGAAUUUUGGCCGAUGAUAUGGGACUGGGCAAGACGAUCACCGUUAUUUCUCUCAUUAUGGCGACUCUGGACCGCAAGAUGCAUUUGCCUGAACCAUCAAUACAAUCGAACCCAGUACCACAGUCUGCAGCACCGGACUUUCUCAGCUCUGGAGACCUCGUGACGGAAUACGACACCCCACCUUCUCCUACCAUCCGACCCAUGUUGACAGUGGCGCCCAAGAAGCCACUGCACAGGAAGCGGCUGACCAACCUGCGGACGAAAUCACACGCCACCCUUAUCAUAUGUCCCCUGUCGACGGUUCAGAAUUGGGAGGAACAAUUUGAGGUCCACGUCAAGAAGGAUGCGCUUCAGGUGUAUGUCUAUCAUGGAGGUCAGCGCGUGUCGGACCCGGCUUACUUGGCCAAGCACGAUGUUGUCAUUACGACCUACAACUUGUUGGGCACCGAGUACUCCAAGGAGUGCAAGGGCAAGGAUAACGAGACGAGCGCGUCAAAGACCCCGAGUGUGCUGCAGCAUAUUGACUGGUUCCGAGUGGUCCUGGAUGAGGCUCAUAUCAUCAAGGAGGUCAACACUGUACAGAGCAAGGCUGCUUGUGCACUUGUUGCCGAACGUCGCUGGUGCUUGACCGGAACUCCUAUUCAAAACAAGCUGGAUGAUCUGUUUGCGCUGGUCAAGUUCUUGGGCAUGCAGCCGUUCCAGGAGAAGGCGCAUUGGGCUCACUACAUCUCCAAACCAAUCAAGGCGGCCAACCCUAUCGGUGUCCAGAGGCUACAGACGCUCAUGAAGGUCAUUACGCUCCGACGUACCAAGACACAGAUGGUGGAUGGCAAGCCGUUGCUCGACCUCCCUCCACGUACAGAUCAUAUGCGGACUCUGGAUCUCAGCUUGAACGAACGACAGAUGUACCAGCGAAUGGAGUCGAGCGCGAAGCAGACUGUGAGCAUGAUUGUGCAGGAGAACAAGGUCAUGAAGAACUAUGCCCAUAUCUUGCAGGCAAUCUUGAAACUUCGACAAAUCUGCGCCCACUAUGCACUGGUCAAGAACAUGAACGACGACCUCGACAUGUCGGGAGAGUUCAACCUGGCCAAGGCGGCGGUGAUCUAUUCGUUGCUUCAGGAUUCUGGCAACGACCAGUGCAACAGUUGUUUCCACCCUUCGACCAUCACGCCUAUCGUCACCCGGUGCGAGCACGUUUUCUGUCCAGAGUGUGUCAAGAAGCUGAACCCGAUCUCGUACAUGCUCAUUCAAAAGGGGAACGCUAACGUCAGUGUCGCGUCGGGACUCAAGUCGGAUUUCUGCUGUCCCCAGUGCGCCACUUUGUUGAGGCCCAUUGAUCUGAUUCAAAUCCAGGACGACGCAGAUGACAAGGUGGAGACUAUUGGAGGAGGCCAUAUCCACUCGCGAACGGACGAGAAUGGAAUGUUUAUCCACAGUACCAAAGUCAAGGCACUCAUGGAGGAUUUGGUUCAAGCUGGCGAAAUUUCACGCAGGACGGGCCAGCCAAUGAUCAAGAGUGUAGUUUUCUCGCAGUGGACUAGCAUGUUGGACUUGAUCGAGGAUGGCUUGAGGGAGAACAAGAUCGUGUUUACUAGAUUGGACGGAACCAUGCAGCGAAAUGAUCGCACAGCCGCUAUGAUCAGGUUCAAGGAGAAGGCCAACUGCAGUGUUAUUCUCAUUUCACUAAAGGCGGGAGGCGUGGGAUUGAACCUGACCUCCGCCCAGCGUGUCUAUCUGAUGGACCCUCACUGGAACCCUUCGGUGGAGAGUCAGGCAAUUGAUCGUAUCCAUCGUCUUGGACAGACCAAACCAGUCGACGUCGUUCGAUUUAUCAUUAAGGAAUCGAUCGAAGAGAAUAUCUUGGAGCUACAAAAGCGCAAGGCUGAGCUUUCGGAGAUGACGUUUGCAGAAAAACUGUCGAAACAGGAGGUUUUGAAGCGUCGUCUCGAGGACCUGAAGUAUCUGUUUCAGGGUUCAUCCGAAGUGAUGAAGAAGAGGAACGGCGUCUCCGCGCUGGCCAUUACCAGCAGCAGCAACCACAACAGCGCAGCAUCGUCCCCUGCACCCCCAUGA